Molecule: messenger RNA, 776 nt
Organism: Liolophura sinensis
Lineage: Eukaryota; Metazoa; Mollusca; Polyplacophora; Chitonida; Chitonidae
Product: protein CFAP276-like
Exons: 4
Coding region: 96-602 (168 amino acids)
Source: RefSeq, a predicted model, not a curated record
CGGGAGUUGCAGGCACACGGAAUUAGAUCCGCAGGGUAUUUAUGACUGUAUUUCGCGCAAUAGGUUAGAGUACCUCUGUCUGGAUAACGGUCAUUAUGGAUAUCGACACUUCAAGAAAGCCUUACGGGUUUGAACUGUAUCAGAACGAUAAUGAUUUUAUGGGACAACAAAAUUCAGUGAAUUAUCCAUACAAUGAUCCCACACAUUUAGCACAGAAAAGGGACCCAUGGAACAGAUUAAAUGGCAAAUGCACCUUGGCAAGUGCUCGAAGGGAAGUUUAUCAUCAUGACCCUCAAGCACCUCGUGACAGUCUUGAUUUUGUGUUAAAAUCUCAAUAUGACCACCACAGUGAGUUCUGGAAGCCAAAAAAUGAAACGCUUACACAACCAGAGACCAAGGGGGUAGACAAUGGACGCAUGUUAAAAAAUAGAGUGAAAGAAAUUCCUGAAGCCAAACCUCCACUCAAUCAUCCUCUUCGAAUGACAGAGCAAGAGAAACGAGAAAGCAUUCACAGCAUAAAUAAUGCCAUUGAGAGCCACCACACACAGACCACUAACCGUGGCUAUGCCAGAAAGCACGAUGGCGGUUUUUAUGCCUCAUAAAUCCCACUGAUAACCUCAUUAACAAUCCUCUCUUUAACACUGCCUUAUUAGAAUGCCCAGAUCUCUUUAUUUUUUUGUGAUUUUUACAUACAUAACACCAUGCAAAAUAACUGAUGUUACGAGGUCUGAGUACAAGGCAUUACCUCACAUGUAAAUUUCCAAUUGUACUCAAUA